GGCCACAUAAAUCUUGAAACAGGGGAGGGUUUUAGACUUUAGUAGACGGAUCUUAUCGUUUUGAGGGGGCAGGGCAGAUCAGAUACCCUUUGGGUCAUCUCAUUCUCAUCUUCUAUAUAUGAAUAUGAUUAGACACGUUUGGAUGUUGACACAUUACUCAGUCACGUUGAGCGGUGCUUUGUGGAGCAGGGGUUUCUGUACAAGAUAAGGGUAUUACUUGAGCCUUGAUUGACAGGCGAUGAUAGCCAGCCUCUGAUUAUGAGUGGGGAUCAAGGAAGCUAAUUGGCCGAAACAAGGGAGGGAAGGAGGGCAUGGCCUAUGGGCCUUCGAGUUGGAAGUGAAAGGGGUGCCAUGUGAUAACCCACGUGGGCUUCAACUCACAAGUGGGCCUCCAUUGUUGACAAGGCCCUCCUAUUGUACAUCACCCGGGCCCCACAACGUAUAUGUGUACUGUUGAUGGACAAGUCACAAGUGUCAAGUGUGUGUAGUAUAUAUAUUAUCAUUUUGGAAGAAAGGGUUCCUUAAUUAACUAAUGAAUGAUCCCCAAACCACCACAAACCCAGGGAAUCCCAACUAGCGAAAUGGGUAACACUACUGGAAGCUCAAAUGAAGGAGGGUGGAGGUGGAAGUGGAAGAGAAUGGUGAGGCAGCAGAAAGGCAAGCUGUACGUUAUGAGGGGGAGGCAUUGCUUGGGAUGGAUGAGACCGCGGGGGCUGCAGAAGCAGCUGCUUCCAACAUUGCUGUCAUGGCGAAGGGCGGCGAGGGAGCAGCGGACUCGCCUCUACAUCAUCUGGAAAUGCUCCCUCAUCCUCCUCACUUGGGACUCCGAUCACGACGACUAACUCAGCGGCUUCCCAGCCUUUCACCUCCAUUCCAUCUGAUGUUCAUCACCGGAGAGCCAGAGCAGAUGGGAACAACAAUUACGUUUCGGUCGAUCUGCAGAAGUUCGUUCAUGCGUGUAUAACAUACGUAUUAAGCAUGCAUAUGAUAUGUGCAUAGAAUACAAUACGCAUGCAUUU
This is a messenger RNA of Linum trigynum, 1019 nucleotides long. NCBI's taxonomy places the organism in Eukaryota, Viridiplantae, Streptophyta, Magnoliopsida, Malpighiales, Linaceae. The record is from the annotation of a GenBank genome assembly.